Molecule: messenger RNA, 4186 nt
Organism: Myotis daubentonii (Daubenton's bat)
Lineage: Eukaryota; Metazoa; Chordata; Mammalia; Chiroptera; Vespertilionidae
Product: protocadherin alpha-1-like
Biological process (GO): homophilic cell-cell adhesion
Cellular component (GO): plasma membrane
Molecular function (GO): calcium ion binding
Source: RefSeq, a predicted model, not a curated record
UGAAGGAGGAAGCUCCAUUUUGUCAGCGCCCGAGAGAAGACAGAAACGCCGAGAGGAAGUACUGAAAAUAUGAAGUAAAGACCUGAUUUUGAAGUAAGGCGAGAGAGGUACGAAAAGUGUAGUGCUUCUGCGAUGCUGUAUCCCAGGCGAGGAGGCAAGGGAGCCCGGCGCCUGCUGCUCUCUCUUCUGCUUCUUGCAAUCUGGGAGGCGGGGAGCGGCCAGGUCCACUACUCGGUCCCCGAGGAGGCCAAGCACGGCACCUUCGUGGGCCGCAUCGCGCAGGACCUGGGGCUGGAGCUGGCGGAGCUGGUGCCGCGCCUGUUCCGGGUGGCGUCCAAAGGCCGCGGGGACCUUCUGGAGGUAAAUCUGCAGAAUGGCAUUUUGUUUGUGAAUUCUCGGAUCGACCGCGAGGAGCUGUGCGGGCGGAGCCUGGAGUGCAGCAUCCACCUGGAGGUGGUGGUGGAGAGGCCGCCACAGGUUUUCCACGUGGAGGUGGAGGUGAAGGACAUUAACGACAAUCCACCAGUCUUCAGAGAGAGAGAACAAAGGUUAUUUAUUCCCGAAUCUAGACUGCUGGGAUCGCAUUUCCCGCUAGAGGGCGCUGCUGAUGCCGACAUUGGCACCAAUUCUCUUCUAACGUAUACGCUCAGCCCCAGUGAUUAUUUCUCGUUGGAUAUACAGGCAAGUGAUGAACUGAGUAAGUCACUUGCGCUUGAAUUGAGGAAAGUUUUGGACAGAGAAGAAACACCAGAACUUCAUUUAUUAUUGACAGCCACGGAUGGGGGCAAACCUGAGCUGGAAGGUACAGUUCACCUGCUGAUAACGGUGCUCGACGUUAAUGACAACGCCCCAUUGUUUUCUCAGGCCGUGUACAGAGUCCAUUUAUUGGAAACUAUAGCAAAUGGGACAUUAGUAACCACAUUAAAUGCCUCUGACGCUGACGAAGGUGUAAAUGGAGAAGUAGUCUUUUUCUUUGGCAGUGAUGUUCCUGUGAACAUUAGAAAGAACUUCAAAAUGGAUUCCAGCUCAGGAGAAAUUAGGCUAAUUGGUAAACUGGAUUAUGAAGAGACAAAAUCCUACGAAAUUCAGGUAAAAGCAGUUGAUAAAGGAAUUCCUCCCAUGUCAAAUCACUGCAAGGUUUUAGUGAAAGUGCUGGAUGUAAAUGAUAAUGCUCCGGAACUGGCGGUCAGGUCCUUGUCCUUGCCGGUCAGAGAGGACGCCCCCCUCGGCACUGUCAUCGCCUUCAUCUCCGUGUCCGACCGGGACUCCAGUGUCAACGGGCAGGUGACCUGCACCCUGACACCGCAUGUCCCCUUCAAGCUGGUGUCCACCUUCAAGAAUUACUAUUCGCUGGUGCUGGACAGCGCCCUGGACCGCGAGAAGCUGUCACACUACCAGUUGGUGGUGACAGCUCGGGACGGGGGAUCGCCUUCUCUGUCGGCCACAGCCAGCCUGUCCGUGGAGGUGGCCGACGUGAACGACAACGCGCCGCUGUUCGCGCAGCCCGAGUACACGGUGUUCGUGAAGGAGAACAACCCGCCCGGCCGCCACAUCUUCACGGUGUCGGCGCGGGACUCGGACGCGCAGGAGAACGCGCUGGUGUCCUACUCGCUGGUGGAGCGGCGGGUGGGCGAGCGCGCGCUGUCGAGCUACGUGUCGGUGCACGCGGAGAGCGGCCAGGUGUACGCGCUGCAGCCUCUGGACCACGAGGAGCUGGAGCUGCUGCAGUUCCAGGUGAGCGCGCGCGACGCGGGCGAGCCUCCUCUGGGCAGCAACGUGACGCUGCAGGUGUUCGUGCUGGACGAGAACGACAACGCGCCCGCGCUGCUGCCUCCGGCUCCGGGCGGCCCGGGCGGUGCUGGGAGCGAGCUGGUGUCGCGGUCGGUGGGCGCGGGCCAGGUGGUGGCGAAGGUGCGCGCGGUGGACGCGGACUCGGGCUACAACGCGUGGCUGUGCUAUGAGCUGCUGCCGGCGGCGGGUGGUGCGCGCGGCCCGUUCCGCGUGGGGCUGUACACCGGCGAGAUCAGCACGACGCGCGCCCUGGACGAGGCGGACUCUCCGCGGCAGCGCCUGCUGGUGCUGGUGAAGGACCAUGGCGUGCCGGCGCUGGCGGUCACGGCCACUGUGCUGCUGUCGCUGGUGGAGAAUAGCCAGGCGCCAAAGACCUCCUCCCAAACGUCUCCUGGCGCUGCGAGCGCGGAGGCGGCGCUGGUGGACGUGAACGUGUACCUGAUCAUCGCCAUCUGCGCGGUGUCCAGCCUGCUGGUGCUCUCGCUGCUGCUGUACACGGCUCUGCGGUGCUCCGCGCCGCCCACCGAGGGUGCGUGCGGGCCGGGGAAGCCCGUGCUGGUGUGCUCCAGCGCGGUGGGCAGCUGGUCGUACUCACAACAGAGGCGGCAGAGGGUGUGCUCUGGGGAGGGGCCGCCCAAGACGGACCUCAUGGCCUUCAGCCCCAGUCUUCCUCCGGGUCCGAAUAUGUCGGAAGAAAAUGAACACCCAGACGUAAAUUCGGAACAUUCUGGUAAUGUAAGUCCAACUUUCAAGCUUUGCCUUUAAUGUUUUUUUUUUUUAAUUUAACUUAUAAAAUCACCUUUUAAAAUGUGACUUUUUAGAAUGUAUUCAAAGUGUCCACUAAAAUUGAAAGAAAUCUUACCAUUCAACACAGGUAUUUAUGUUAUUAUUUACAGCUGCAUCCUGAAUGGAACAUAGAAAUAACAAGCACAACAACAACAAAAAAAAUGUAGGGACAAAUUGACGUAUUCUUUGAAAAAGCAUCCUACUUAAAAAGAAUACACACAGAAAAUACUAAGUAGUCUUGAUUACAUUUAACACAGGAUCUGAACGUAGUCAAUUACAGUGACAUUUUCAAGUUUAUUACUUUAAUCUUGUAGUGAAGUGUCAAGUCUUUGACCUAAAUUAAUUCCUCUUGCCCAUUCGCAUUACUCUGUUCCCAUAGCUAUAUUUCCUAAUGUCCAGGCUUAGCGUUUCCUCCAUAGACAAUGUUUAUUUAUGGAUCCAUUCCACAAGCACAUAACUCUCUUAUAUACUAAGCCCUGCUGUAGAACCCAGGGACAGAGCAACAGUGAAACAAGACAGGGAAGGUCUCUGGCUUGGGGGGUGGGAGGGAGAACACACUGUAUUUAAAAUAACAAGUUUAAACCUGUUUUCACCUAUUUAAAAUAACAAUUGGGUUAUGAAAAGACUUGGAUUUGGUAUAAUAUUGCUUUUUCCAUUUUCUUUGUAUAGCAGGGUGUUUAUAAAGGGAGAUGUUGUUCUAUUCAUAACUUUAAAAAAUAUUUUUAUUGAUUUCAGAGAGGAGUGGAGAGGGAGAGAGAGAUAGAAACAUCAAUGAUGAGAGUCAUUGAUGGGCUGUCUCCUGCGUGCCUCAUACUGGGGAUCAAGCCCACAACUCGGGCAUGUGUCCUGACAUGGAAUUGAGCCAUGACCUCCUGGUUUGUAGGUCGAUGAUCAACCACUGAGCCACGACAGCUGGGCUAUUCAUGACUUUUUAAAAAGAGGCAAUAAAAUGCUGACUGUUAUCAGCAAGCUUUCUUAGAAACAAAGCAGAUGAAGGUUUCCCCCAUCUAUGUGAAUAAUACUCAGGAAGUAUAUGUAAUUCUCAUUGCAUCACUAAAGCAAAAUAUAGUCAAGUAGAGGAAAAUGUCCUGGAAAGGUGAAUUAAAAUGAUCAAACAAUUGGGAUGGAUAGAGAAAACUAUAUUUUGAAGCUGAACUAAAAAUCAUAAAUAGUAUGGAAAACGUAAACAUAUAUUUUCUUCUAUCAAGCCAGAAAAACUUGAGUUACAAGCUGGCAUUUGAAGCUAAACUGGCACAAUUUAUUUCUUGAAGAAUUUAUAUAGGAUGAAAAAGUAGUUAUCUAAUAAUGCUUCACAGAGAGGUUAACAAUAAGAUUAUUAAUGGAAUUGAGCAUCAUUUAACGAAUACCAAUAGCCUUUUUUGAAUUUGGCCUGAAGACAUUCAGACAUGCCUUCACAUAAAUACAUUGGGAUCACUGCCAAAAAGAAAAUGUUAGAUUGAUGCUCAACAGUUCUCCCUGUAUAUUGUUUAUUGUUGUAAAGGUAAAAAGUUUUCUGGGUUAGUUGAAGGUUUUAGCUUGAAGGUAAAUCUCAAAUAUUGGUUAGUGAUCACUAAACUAAAAGAAGUGGGUUUAAAAAGGUGAUUUUUAA